GUAAAGAACAACAAUAUUAUUUGCUGGGAGUGAUUCGAUUGGAUUACAAGAUUAUUGACCUGUAUGAUGAGAGUCUCUACCUUGUCGACCUUAAUGUAUCACUGUGCUGGGAAAGUUACAAACCCUGUAGCUUUGUUGCAGCAAUUUUCAAAAAUUCUAUCCUUCCAAAGAAAACAUGCAUGGGUCAGCUAGACUAUGACAAACCAGGAUUUUCUUUGUCAAACUACAGCCUAGAUAAUCAGCUUGAUCUGAACAAUUUGACAGAAAGAGAUUUGGUCUAUCUGUAUGAUUAUAUGGGGAUAUCUAGCUACGUAUCAAAUGCUUCAUGUAACAGACAAAAGAAUGAAUCUAUGUAUGCUAGCAAUGGAUGGAAUAAUGAAUGUCCCACCACAGUAACUCCCGAACUGUCAUCUUUGCCAGACUAUGUGACCUGUCAUAUGAUGUCCAGUUGUACCAGUAUUAGCUGUUGUAUGGACUUAACCAGGCUAAAAUCUCAGUCAGUCCAGUUCUACUUAAUGAUGGACUCGUGUGAAUGGGUGAUUGAGUACGGAAUUGAUAAAUUUAGUGUAAGACCAACCAUAAUGUAUGAUUUCAAGUUUGAUGAAUGGCAUGAUUAUUGGAUGAAGGGGAUAUACAGGUUAAGGUUUAUGGUCACACAUCUUCAAGGAGCAGACACUUUCAGAGUGACUCUUAGAUUUAUGGUUUGCUUAGAAGAUGGAUUACCUUGUGAACAAGAAGUUACAGUACUAAAUAACACACUUCUUCCCAAAUCAUCCUGUAAUUGGAAGAUUGGAAUCCCAGUGGAGGAUUUCACAUUCAGUUCAUGGAAGACACAGAAUAAGUACACAACAAUGGAAGAACACAGCAUUGCUAGACUGGAGGAGGAGCUAGGAAUGCAUGGGUACCUGUAUAACUCCACCCAAGUCUGUGAAAGAACAUCAGGAAUAUUUGCCUCCCCUUCUGCUGGAUGGACGAAUGAUUGCCCGAUUGCCCUUCCCAAUAAUGUACCUGUUGUAAGAGGAGCCAUCACGUGUAACCUGGGAGCCUCCUGUUCUGAUGUGGUGUGUUGUCUGUACGCUGAACCUCUGAUGAAACACGUAACUAUCAGCCUCAGUCUGGAUUACUGUCAAGACAGAAUCCGUGUCGGGAUAGACAAGUUCACCAGGGAAAUACAGCCUAGCUCAUACAACAACUGGGGUACAGAAGAAAUGCUAGACAUGAGUGAAAUUUAUCAACUAAAAUACACACUUGAGGAUCUACCAAAUGCCAACAUGUACUUGGUCAGUUUUUCCAUUCGUUCUUGCUGGGAAGGUCCCUCUAAUUGUGAGGAAUACAUUGUUCUCUCCAACACCAGACUGCCAAAGUCUAAAUCCCAGCCAUAUUGUAACUGGAAAUCGGAGGAACCUAUUCCAGCUUUCUCUGUAAAGUCUUGGCUGGCCACCAAUGGAUAUCCAGAUUCCACACCACUGAAAGGAAAUGCAUUACAGGAUCUAAUGGAAGUUCUACAACUGUCCAGGUUUAAGGAGAAUAGGGACUGUAACGUAACAGGAGCUCCAUUUGUUCCUGUCAACAGCAACGACUGGAAUUCUGAGUGUCCUGUUAAUGAGAGUUUGAGAACCCUUAACAGUAGUGUUGUCUGCCAUCUUCCAAGUCUUUGCACAGGAUUAGAGUGUUGUGUUUCAAGCAGUGUCUUAGGAUUAUAUUUCCACACUUUUCUUCAAAUUGAUACCUGUACUUCAGAAAUAAUUGUUGGCAUUGAUAGAUGGACAUUCAGGGAGGUAUCAAUGGAAAUAAACAAAAUGUUAUCAGCAACCUGUCGAAUCUCUGGCCUUCCAUACAACAUGAAGAAGAAGACAUACUGUGUGGUGGGGCCCAGGUGUACAUCUAUGACAUGCUGUACUGAGGAUCCAGAGAUGGAGACCACAUUUACUUGGUUUAUUGAUGUUGACUCCUGUAAUCUUGAAUUGACUCUUGGAAUUGAGGAAUUUCGGAAGAAAAUAUCUCUUCUUGAGUUUGAAUUUGGACAAAAAAACCAAUUUCAUCUCAAGGGAAUAUAUAGAAUAAGCUAUGUCAUCUAUGACUUGAUCCUUGACUCUCACUACAUGAUGAGUGUUAACCUAAGUGUGUGUUAUGAACCAGACAACUGCACCUUGACAGAAAUCAUUGUCAGAAAUGUGAUGUUUCCAAAGCCUGUGUGCAACUUUAUGGCCAAAGAUUUUUUUAUUCCAAGUUUCUCAAUGUCUAGUUGGUUGGCAGAGCAUGCCUUCAGACCAAAUUCCACAUUACCAUUGUAUGGUCAGUUAGAACUACUGGAGGAUCUGGGUCUGGCUCAGUACAUGAAAGACAAACAGUGUCAAGAAACAGAUGACAUUUACAGAAGUCACACAGAUAGAUGGACUAAAGAUUGUCCACUCAGUGUGUUGACUAGCCCCCUACCAGCUGGACUACUGUGUCACCUACCCUCUACAUGUACAGCUGUCCACUGCUGUAUAACCACACACACACCACUACAGAGGUCCCUCAGCACUGUCUUAGAUUUGGACCCUUGUAAUCAAAGGAUUUCACUGGGCAUUGAAAACUUUGUUCAUGAGAUCUCACUUUAUGACUUCCAGUUUGGUGUUGAACAUCACUAUGAUCUGAGGAAUGUAGUCCAAAUGAAGUACAAAGUGUAUGACCUUAAAGCUGACAGGAAAUACCAAGUGAGCCUCAACAUCAGUCUCUGUCUGGAGUCUUCUGGACCCUGUGUACUGGAUUCCAUGCUGUUUGAUAAUGCUUUAUUGCCAAAGAAACCCUGCAGUCUAAAUACUGGAUAUAUUCAGAAGAACUUUUCCUUAUCACAGUGGAUGAUUCAGCAUGGAAGAUUAAAUCAGAAUCUAACAGAUUUAGACAUUGCAUUACUCAAGGAAGAUUUGGGAAUAUCAGAAUACUUAGGAGAGUCUUGCUUUAAAAAAUCCACAAUAUAUUUUCCACAUAAAAAUUACUGGAAAGAUAAAUGUGGUAAAGUGUCAGGAAUGAGUCAGUUCACAGAAUCUGACGACAUCAACUGUUACCUGUCUGACACCUGUACCACUGUGUCAUGCUGUGUGGAGGACUCUGUACUAAAGAGGAACAUAGAGACCAGGGUCAGCAUCGAUCCAUGUAAAUUCACCAUGAAACUAGAGAUAGAAAAACUGCAGUUCAACAUCAGCCUGAUGAACUUUACUUGGGGUGAACUCAUGACAGUAGAUUUGUAUGGAAUUUACAAGAUAAGUAUUUUGAUGGAGAAUUUUUACAAUGAACGCAAAUAUUUGAUGAGUAUGAACAUCAGUCAGUGUUACGAGUCGUCACAAAAUUGCCACUUAGAUUUGGUUGUCUUCAAGAAUUCAUUGAUACCAAAGGGGAUAUGUAGUUGGUCAAUGGAUUUCAAUAUGAAAGAUUUUUCUUUGUACAAAUGGAGAUCUGAUAGAAAACUUGGCAAUAUCAUUCCUGAUGAAUAUUUACUACAACUUAUGGAUGAAACAGGACUAGCAGGAUUCAUCAAACAACCAAUGUGCAAUAGGUCUGAUGGUGUCUAUCUUAACACUGUUAAUGGAUGGACAAGUGAUUGUGGAAUGAAUAUGAGUCUACCAUAUUUGAAUACCGACUAUAGUUGUCACAUGCUUGCCACAUGCUCUGGCAUCCGGUGUUGUCUCUAUUCCUCGCAACUGAGAAGAAAUUUUGAAGUUUAUUUCGACAUAAAUAACUGCACUGAAAGUCUCAGUAUCCAAAUAGAAAAGAUUUUCCACAACAAAACUUUGAAUGAUUUACAAUGGGGAGAGCCUGAACUAUUUAGUAUCUUUGGAGUUUACAAUGUAAGAUAUACAAUUGAAGAUUUGAAAGAAAAAAGGGCAUACCUUGUGUCCAUGCAUGUGAUGGAACGAUAUGAAGCUAAAUUACCUCUAAAGGAUUCUGCAAAAACCUUUAAGAUUCUGGAUAGGAUGUUGUUUCCUAAAGGCAUUUGUUCUGGAAAUGAAGGUUUUGUUAACCCAGAUUUCUCUCUGAAAGGAUGGCUUAUAAAGAACAGCCUAGUCAAUGUUUCGGAACUAAUGCAAAAAGACUACAUGGUGUCCAGGCUUAUGGAUGAAAUGGCCAUUUCACAAUAUUUAGAAACCCCUCAUUGCAGGACUACAUCAAAGUAUGCUGUUGGUGGAUGGAUUACAUCUUGUAUGAAGAAUAUAAUCAAACCCAACAUCUCUGGGGCAGUAUGCCACCUAAAAGAGGAUUGUACAUCAACAGAAUGUUGUGUGGAGGUUGAGUACAUGACUCGUAAUAUCAAGACCUACCUUAACAUAGACCCAUGUAGUUCAGAACUCCAAGUUAGCAUAGAGAAAUUCAGCAGGAACAUUUCAUUGACACAAUACAAAUGGGGACAAUUUGAUAAACUUCAGCUAGGAGGAAUAAUUAGAUUAGAAUUCUCAUUGGAUGAUUUUAAGGAUGCAAACUUCUAUGUUGUCAACAUGAAUUUGAGCAUUUGCUUUGAAGCAAAUCAACCAUGCCAGACAAGUUUCAUGGUCUAUAAAGACACGGUGCUUCCAAAAAGGAGAUGUCCACAGGAUAUUAAUAUGGGUUUCUCCCUUUCUGAAUGGAAGCAAAAAGAAAAGGUGUCCAAUAGCACACAGAUUCCUGCAUGGGCAAAAUAUCUUUUGCUAGAGCAUCUUGAUAUAGCACAAUACAUGGAACCUUCUCCUUGUAAGAGGGGAGCUGGGAGAUUUUCUAAACCAAUAUCAACAGGAUCAGUAAACAUGUGCCCGUUAGAAGUGGAUUUGGUGAAUCGAUCCUUAGAUGCCCGAUCUGCCACUCUAGUGUCCUGCUAUCUCCCCUCACUGUGUACUGGGUUUCACUGCUGUGUAGAUGUUCCAGACUUCAACAUGUCUUUCAAUGCUUAUCUCUCUGUGGACCCCUGUAAUUAUAUGUUCACUGUCGGCAUCGAGAAGUUCACUGUCAGUAAAUCAUUAGACCAGUUCAAGUUUGGAGAAGAUGAGGUGUUUUCUCUGGCUGGUAUUUUGAAAAUAAUAUACAACCUACGAGACCUGCAUAAUGAGAAAGCAUAUCUUGCAACUGUCAAGCUCAGUGUCUGUACAGAAAGCUCUUCAUGUGAAGCCAACCAUACAAUAUUUAACAAUGUGCUGCUCCCAAAACAACCAUGUGACUGGAAUGAAGGAUUUGUCAACUCAAAUUUCUCUGGGUCUGCUUGGAUGAUCAACAAUGGAUACCUUCCUCCACUGAAUAAACACCAAUCAGCAGAGCUGAUGAGAGAAAUGAGGACUGCACAGUACCUGUUGUCUGAAUCUUGUCGAGAUCAAGAAAUAUAUAAUUUCUCUGCUUUAGAGGAUGGCUGGAAUAACUUCUGUCCUAAUGUCCAAGUUAACAACCUGACCUCUGCCCCUAUUGGAUGUUACUUGGAUUUCAGCUGUAGCUCCAUCAACUGUUGCAUCAUUGUGGAAAAAAUGGGAAGGUCAUUCAGUGUUCAUCUUAAGCUUGAUCCGUGCUCAAAGAGGAUGAUGGUUUAUUUAGAAAGGCUGAAAAUAGAGGUUGAUUUGCAAGAGAUUGAAUAUGGUAAGGUUGAACACUACAGUCUAUUUGGAAUGAUAAAAAUGAACUUGGUGCUGUAUGAUCUUCCCUUUGAUCAUGCAUACCAGAUGGACCUAAAUGUUAGUGUGUGUUUUGAAAGUAGAGGAAACUGUGAUGUUGAAGUCUCGGUGUUGAAAAAUGCAAUUCUUCGUAAAUCAGAAUGUGACUGGACAAAGAGUUUGGAAGGGUUUUCCUUAAAGAAAUGGUUCAAGAGCAUUGGAGUGAAUUAUUCUUCCAAUUCUUCGGUAUCAAGCACUCUGCAGGAUCUGUUGUUUGAAGAUAGAGGAAUUGCUAAUGUGAUGAAGAAAGUCUCCUGUGAUUUAUCAGGUCCUCUGUACAACACAACAGUUUCAGUCAAUGGAUGGAUAAAUGACUGUCUGAAAGACCCCUUCUUACCUAUUUUACCAAAUGGAACGACAUGUGUCUUUCAACCAUCCUGCAGUGCAUUAUCCUGUUGUAUGGAGGUGACAAAAUUGAAUGAGAGAACUAUUGAAGUAUCUGUGGAAUUUGAUGAAUGUUCCAAUUUUUUGAAACUCACCAUUGAAGGACUGUCCCAGACAAAAUAUCUGCAUAACUUUGUAUAUGGCAUGACAGAGAAAUUCUCAUUAAAAGGAAUCUUUGAAGUUACGUACUCAAUUACCAGAGAUAUGCAAAAUAGAAGAUACUUGUUUGAUCUUGAUGUGGCAGCAUGUUUUGAAGAUGGAGAGUGUGAACAAAAUUAUACCAUAUUAAAUCAGACAAAUAUUCAAAUGAAGAUUUGCAAGUAUCAGGAUGGGUUUUUUAAUUCAAAUUUUUCACUAAUGCAUUGGAUGGGAAAUAGAUCCAUUGACCAAGUACAAAACAUCAAACGUUCACAAGCAAGUGAAUUGUUAUUAAAUCUUGGGCUUGAUCACUUCUUGACAACAUCAGAAAAGUGUUCAUUGUCAGACAGUGUGUAUGGAGGUGUUGACACAAAUGGAUGGAACAAUGAGUGUAAAUUGUUUCCCAAUGACACUUUAACCGACAUCAGUGACACAGACACAGUCCGUUGUCAUGUGCCGUCCUCCUGUGAUAGGGUUAUGUGUUGUGUGUACAUACAACCCGUCCAGAGACAUGCACAGAUGGAGCUCAUCAUAGACACGUGUACCUAUGACAUGGAAGGCGUCAUCGACAAUCUCAAAGUACCAUACAGAAUACUUGACCGUGAUUGGGGUAGAUGGGAAGAAAUUGGUAUACAUGGUGUUGUUCAUUGGGGAUAUCAUGUGACUCCUGUCUCAUCAAAAAAGAAAUUUUUAGUGGAUGGAACAAUAAGAUUGUGUUUUGAAAAAGAAUUCUGUAAAACCAACCUGACAGUAUUCAGUAAUUUACCUUUCCACUUUCAAACCUGUAAUGCUAGUGAUGGAGAACUACCAUUCAAAGGAAUAAGUUAUGAUUUCUGGAAAGCAACAGAGUGUCCAAAUUCGGAAUUUAAUGCAUCAGCUUGCAGUUCAACACAGAUAAAUAGGAUACCAACAGAUGGACAAAAGUAUUGUCAUUAUCUAAGUAACUGCACAGGGAUUGAAUGCUGCUUUGACAGUGCCUUCUACCAGGGAAACAAGACAAUUUACUUCAAGCUUGAUAUUGGUUGUGAAAAUCUGGAGUUCCAAAUAGAGUCCAAAAGAGUUGUCAAGUCUCUUCCCACAGCAGGCAGUAUUGAAAGUGUAGAGACUUUUGGAGACCUGCCUGACUUUCAGUUAAACUACACAAUCACUGAAAAUUCUUCAAAUUACCUAAUUAAAGCAAUCCUAAUAAUCCAAGGAAUUAUUAAUGACCCUUCAGGAAAGAUAAAUUACACGAUCUUGGAUAUGAAUUCCUCAAUAUCUCCUCCAACCGGCUGUUCACAUAACAUCACAAUGAGAGGACGAAAAAAGAGAUCACUUGAAGUUAUCAAAUUGGAUCCAGCAAACUUUAAAGAGGGUCUUAGAACACUUUUGGAAACAAAUGCAUCAAAUGAGGAAAUUGAGAACUACAUACGGAGUGUUCAGAACCAUGAUAGGCAAACAAAGCAAGAUAACUUGGCUGCAACUGUGCUUGAAGAAAAUGAUGUUAAAACAGGAUUGAAAUCUGCCAUUAUUGCUUUGAGAUCCAGUAACCCUUUUACAAUACACAAUGCAGGGGAAGUCACUAAUACAGUUACUGUAAAAGGAGGAGAGGCAAUCAGAAAUAUGUUGGGAAAAGCAGUUUCUGACAUAGUUGGUCGUGUUAAACAAGCUUUCAUUGUUGGAAAUGGUUUGUCAAAUGAAGGAGUAAGGCUUUUGGGACAAAAGUUGGCUUGCAUGACAAUUGGAGACUUGGAAUCCUUGUUGGAUCUCAAAAACAUAGACCCAGUCAAAGUUGCUGAGCUACUUAAGGAACUUGGAGAUUUAGCGAAGGCCCUGUAUUCUGAAAUCUUAAACAAGAUCCUUACCAAUGGGACAAGUAUUUUCAAAAGCCUUGAUUUGAGAAUAGAAGGGGACUUCAGUUUUCCCAGACACACAAACACCCUUUUCCAUUAUCAGACAUCAAUUCCACUUGGAGGUCUUCUCACCCUGUCAUUUGGUUUUGGAGCCAAUUAUUAUUAUGGUGUCAAAUUUGUUGUUGGUGCAAAACUUCUAGAAAUGAAAGGAUAUGUUACAAUAGUUCCCAAUGGUGGAGUCUCAGCAUAUGGAUUUGUUAGUGUUGGCUUUAUUCUUUAUGGAGAAUUGCGUCUCACUGGACAGAUCAUGGAAGUAGGGUUUCCAACUACUGCUGAGAUAACAUUUAAUAAAUUUCCACUAGAUGUGAAUCUUCAAAUGUUUCUUCAACUCAGACCAUUAAGACUAACUUUGGAGGGAUUAGUGACAUUGAAGAUACACCUAAUUUUCCAUACAUUUAAAAAGACUCUUUUUAAGCAUAGGAUUUGGCAUUAUGAAACACCUGUCAUACAGAAAAAAAUUAUAGAUACCCACAAAAAGGAGAAAGACAAAACACCACCACAGAUCAAAAGUUUUGGGGGAGUGACAAGACCAGGGGAAUGUAAAGUGCUGCAGGCAGCAGGACGUGACCACACAGAUCCAGAAUUUAAGUUGGAUCUUGACGCAGAGGAUGACCGCAGUAAUGUGAUCCUGACUCUGGAUGUAGGAACUGUACCUGGUGGCUCAGAUGUUGUCUAUCGAAAAGAACUUGGAGGAUUUUCAACUUCAUUGACAGAGAUUUUGAACCCUUCUGGAGUUCCUCUGUAUUUCACUGUACAUGUGGCCAAUGAAGCGGGUGUGAGUGUACCUGCCACCUGUCAGUUGGAGACCUUUGACAUGACCAUUCCUGGAGGGAGAAUGUCAGAAGCCUUCAGAUCGACCAGUAACCCCCGAGUGAUGAAGGGACUAGUCACUGUGUAUGAGGACUCCCCCAUAACCCAGGUUCUGGUGGCUGUGGGGUACGGCAGGGACAUCUGGGGAGAGCAGAUUGUCAGGUGGAAUCAAACCAGCAUUGCAGCAAAUACGGUCAACUAUGAUGUGGGUUAUGAUCCCUUAAACCUAAAAGUUAUGACACUUUUUAGUGAUGGAAGAAGUGGUAAACUUGUAGGAAGGCAUAUUCUCUUUAAAGAAUAUGACAGUCUUUCCACUCCAGGUGAAUGUGCCACUCACUGCAACAAGAUGCAUGACACUAAGUGUCUGAGCUUCAACUAUGACUUUGGCAGUGGCCAUUGUGAGCUCUUAGAGGCAAUAGAAGGAUAUAAUUUUAAGAUAUCAAAGGAUGGACAUUACAUGCACUAUGAAAAAUUAGGAGUUGGUUCAAACAGAAAAUUUGAAUACAAUGAUUUGGACCUUCAGCACAACACAAUGUACUAUUUCAAUAUUCAUGUGAAAAAUUCUCUUGGAUUUGAGAAUAUUUUAUCUUCUGAAUCAAUCCUCACAGAUUUCACACCACCUGAUCCAACUGAAGCUCAAAUAAACAUGACGAGUGAUGUACUAGAGGUGUCCCCUUGUCUGGACCUCAUUCCUAAUGACAGACAAGAUUGGGAGAGACACUGUGUUGGGGUAGAUCCCUCCAGAAGGAACCACCGCAUCGUCAUAGAUGGGGAGGGGUCAGACACUGUAUACAAUGGACACGAGUUCAAGACCGACCUGAAGUACACCAGAGCUAACCGAUAUAUCUCAGCUAACUGGGAUGGUAUCUAUGACAAUGAGACUGGAUUGCUUGGUUACUCUGUGACAGCUGGAGAGAAAAUUUGUGAAGAGAAAAUCAAGGCCCACCACGAUCCUCAUGCUCAUCUGUUUGAUGAAUCCCAGUGGACAAACAGUGUGAUGAUGACUCCAUUGGAAGCUCCUUACACCAUUCUACCAGAUGGAGCAUAUUUCAUAACAGUGAGAGCUAUCAACAAAGUGAAAUAUGGUGGGCCGCUGGCUACAACAUUCUGUCAUUCAACUCCAUAUAUUGUAGAUAACUCACCACCUCUGAUUUAUGAAAUCUACAAUAUUUACUAUGAUGAAGAGCAAUUCAAUCUUAGUAUAACCCACAAUUCCUCAGACCCAGACUCGGGACUUAAACGGAAUGAUCUGUGCCUGGGAAGAACUAGAAGAGAUUGUGAUGAAAUGAUGUGGACCACCAUAGAUUUCAAUCCCAACAUCACCAUGUUGAAGAAGCUGACAGAGGGAGUUCCUGUGUGGAUUAAAAUCAAAGCUGUCAACAAAGUUGAUCUAAGCACCAUUGCUGUGUCUGAUUCACCCAUCAUUGUGGACCAAUCUCCUCCUAUUGCUGGAAAGGUGAAUGAUGGAGAGGUUUAUAAAAAGGAUUUGCAAUACACAAUGUAUCCAAACAAGAUUUGCAGUAACUGGGAAGGUUUCUAUGAUCCACAGUCUGGUAUAGCUAUAUAUAUGGUUAGUGUGGGAUCUUCUCCAAACACAACAGAUGUAGCUAACCUGACACACUUUUCAAGCAAAGUUCACUUUGCCUGUGUGGAGCUAGACCAAGACAAAUACUUAGAGCACAACAAGAAAUACUUCUCAAAAGUGUAUGCAUUCAAUGGUGCUCACGAACAACUCAAUGUUUCCAUGGUCUCUGAUGGGGUGUUGGUGGACUUGACUGAGCCAGUAGCUGGAGAAGUGGUGGACGGGUCAGCAGAGGACUUCACUGACCUACAGUUUACAACAAGCCAGGCUAAAAUAGAACUUCAGUGGAGAAAUUACUUGGAUCCAGAGUCCAACAUCAGUCACUAUGAUGUCAAGGUUUACAGGGCCAAAAAUAUGACAUACGAUUAUGAACCUAUCUAUGACUGGGCCCCAUUCCCCAGCACAGCCAAUGGUGUGAAGUGGUUAAAGUUCCACCAUAGUCAUGGAGAUAGAAUUCAGACCUCUCUCCGCACCACAAACAAAGCUCUCAACUCCAUUAUCAACAACACUAACAGUUUUGUGGUUGACAUAACACCCCCACAUCUGCAUUAUCUUUGGGAUGGUCUCCAAUCUAAAGAUCAGGAAUUCCAAUCUGCAACAGACCAGCUUUCAGUCAGUUUCAAGUAUUCAGAUAAAGAAUCUGGCAUUGAUCAUAUCAAAAUUCAGAUCUACGAAGUUUCACAUGGUACCAAGAAACAAAAAUACCCAGUUAAGAAAAAUGAGUGGAUGAGCUUGUCUAGGACUGCACUUUCAUCUUAUACAUGGAAUGGACUGUCCCUUAUAAAUGGAGCAAGAUACAGCAUGAGGGUAGCAGCUAUUAACUAUGCAGGAUACCUAGCUUCAUUUGAAACCAAUGGAGUUAUCAUUGACACAUCAUCUCCUCUUAUAUCAUGGCUGAAAAUCGGAACUGUUGGAAAUUCGAGGGAACAUAGAGUAGAUGGAUAUGUUUGGGUGUCAGAUAAGAAAGGUAUCCAGGCCUCCUGGCUCUGUAAGGAUCAUGAAUCAGGUGUGAUUGAGUACACAGUCGCUAUAGGUACAUCUCCAGGAGGUGAUGAUGUUUUGGCAUGGAAGUCUGUUGGAACAGAGAGCAGUCAGUAUAUAACAGGAUUUACUUUAGAGGUCACAAAUCAGACAACUAAAUCUCCCACUUAUUAUUUGUCGCUGAAAGCUAAGAAUGGAGCAGGCCUGGUCAGUCCACUGGCCACUGUGUCCACUCCUAUCAUGGUCAUGGAGGAGGACAAAGCUGGUUUGGUUGUUGAUGGUGCUGACAACAUUGAUAAGAUUGUUGGUGAGGAUGCCGUCGUUGACUUCACAUCAGACACGGAUUAUCAACUGGACACUACCACUGUUACCGUCCAGUUUACUGGGUUUGAGAGCACCAUGCACGGAGUGAUGCAGUUUGAGAUGGCUGUGGGGACUGAACCAAAUGGAGAGGACAUUCUGGCCUUCACAGAGGCAAAUGUCAUCCAUCUGGAGGAACUGGAUCCUGUCGGAAAAGGCUUGACAAGUUCUGGAUAUGCCCAGAUUAACAUACCUCUGAAACCUGAGAGAACAUACUACACCACAGUGCGAGGAAUAACAAAUAAUGGAAAUGUACUACAAACAAGUUCUGAUGGAUUUACUGUGGACCAGACCUCUCCUACUAUUGACAUAGAUAGGUUGUCUGGGAAAUCAGCUCAGGAAAUGGACAUUUCAGAUGACAGUCUGGUUUAUGAAUCAACAGAUGAUGCCCUGUCAGCCAUGUGGCAUUACAAUGACUCUGAGUCUGAAGUAGUGAGAGCUUGGUAUGCUGUGGGAACUUACCCAUUCUCUGAUGAUCUCAGUGAGAGAAAGGAGGUGGAGAUAUCAACCACAUUGUCCAGCUAUCUAGGAAACAAUGAAAUGGAGCCAGAUAUUUUUGGGAAACCUAAUAUCAUAAGUGUAUGGGCUGAGAACUCUGUGGGGUUGGUUACCCAGAAAGCCACAGGAACCGUUGUGAUAGAUAAAACACCACCAACUACUGGUAAUGUGACUUGUCCUGGAUAUUUGCAGAAAUAUGUUCCUGUAGUAUGUACUUGGACUGGGAUCAUAGACACUGAAUCUCCAAUCAAAGAAUUCCAUGUCAUGAUGGGUACUUCAAAGGGAGAUGACUCUAUUUUCUCUGGAGGGGUUGUUCCUGGCAAUGUGCAAACAUUUACAUUGCAAGGUGUUGGAAAGAAAAUGCUUCAUGGUGUGGAGUAUUUUGUCACAGUCACAGCAGUAAAUUAUGUUGGCAUGACAACUAGUGUGUUUUCUAAAGCCAUAGUAGUAGACCUGACACCCCCACAGUCUGGUAUGGUUGUUGACCUGAACUCAGUCUACCGCAUUGAUGCUUCUAGCACAGAAAACACUGUGGCCAUGAAUGCCAAGAUAUGUCAUUCAGAAAAAGAGUGCCGAGCCUUAGAUGCUGUGUGUACCGAGUCUUUGACUUCUCUCUCUGUAACAUGGAUACCAUUUACUGACCCAGAGUCCAGUAUUGUGGAGUACCAGAUAGCUGUAGGUACCUCUCCUGGAGGAGGUCAGAUCAAAGCUUUCUACAGCAUUCCAGCUGACAGUAAACACCACACAGUCACAGAACUCAACCUGGACGGAUACAGACAGGUAUUUGUGUCUGUCAAAGGAAUCAAUGGUGCUGGUUUAUCAAGUGUUGCUACUUCAAAUGGUGUCUACAUGUCCUACCUCAGUCAAGGGAGACCACCCCUGUCACAUAUAGGAGUCAUUGAAAUGGUCAAUGGAGAGCAUAUUGAUGUAGAUUAUCAAACAGACCCGACUACCAUUCAGGCAACCUGGGAUGUGUCUGGAGACCCCUGUCCAGUCGUUCAAUAUGAAUGGGCAGUUAGGAGGCUGGAUGGACUAGAAAUAUCAAGUUAUUUGAACAUGGGAUUGAAAACAUAUGGUUUGAUUGAUGGACUAAACUUAAAGAAUAAAGAAACUUACAUAAAUUUUGUUCGAGUCAGAAAUGCUAUAGGAUAUCAGUAUGAACUCCGGUCAACUGGGGUAACCAUUGAAUCCACCCCACUUCUGCCUGGUAAGGUGUAUGAUGGAGAUAUAGAUGGAUUUGACCUCAAUUAUCUCCCUCUAAAAACCAGGGUCUCAGCAAAUUGGAAUGGAUUUGGUCUUCCAUCCAAUGCCAUCGUACAAGUUGAUGUGGAAAGUGGUAAACCAGGACUUCAAAUUGACAAAGUAAAGAUAAAUCAACAAGAUAAGAGUCAACAAGUGGCUUAUUACUUAGUCGCUCUUGGUACAGACAGACGCUUCAACAAAACACGUGACAAUGUGGUGCCAUACCUAAAUGUGGGGACAAAUACUUCAGUUACAUUUUAUGAUUUGGAUCUUUCUCUUGGAGAUGCUGUGUACUACUUUUCAGUAUAUGCUGUCAGCAAGUCAUUUUCUAAGACAUUGGUAACAUCCAAUGGGUUCUAUGUUGGCUAUGAUGGAGGAGUAACUGCUGGAACCAUAACCCUCCCUACUCGAUAUAUUUCCUCCCAGGACACCCUGGAGGUCCAAUAUGAAGGAUUCUCAUCUAGACUUGGAAUACUGAUGUAUUACAUAGCCAUCUCAAACACUACAGAUGCCAAUUUUACCAACUGCAAAGAAUUUAUUUCAGACCAUGGCAUUCCUGAUUCUAAAAGGCAGAAUUUGUUUUCUGAGAUGGAUGUUAGAAAUGUGGGGAAAAAUACGUAUGAAAAAUUUGACGUUCAGUUGCAACACGGGAAGACUUACUUUGUCUGGGUAAUAGGUACAGACAAGUCUGGAGAAUGUGCUAUGUCCAAUACUAAGUUUACAGUGGACAUAACCAAACCAUUGGUUGGCAUUGUAAAGACAGGUCCUUGGUAUAAUAUGCCUGUUGCUUACCUAACAAAGAAUAAUACUGUAGCUGUUCAGUGGGAGAAGUUUGAAGAUCGUGAGUCUGGAAUAUGUCAGUAUGAAGUAUCUCUAUGGAAUAAUACAUCUUGCAAUGUGACCAGUACAGAACAGAUUGUAGUUGACUGGAUACAUCUAUCAAAGAAGUACACAUCUUACCAGUUUAUUGAUCUAGGCUUACAGAUAAAUAUAUCCUACUUUGUAAAAUUACGAGUGACAAAUUGUGCGGGAAUAUCAAGUACAGCCAACACUCCACCAGUUUUACUUGAUUAUACCAAACCAAUAGCUGGAGUGGUUAAAGAUGGAAAGGAUUAUCAGACCGAUGUCUUAUGGUUUUCAGACACAACUGAAGUUUAUGGAACCUUUCUUCAUUUUGCUAAUCCCACUCUUCAAGAAAAUCCCUGUCCAAAUCAAAUAAUCAGAAUCAAAGAUCCUGAUUGGAAGAUUUUGCACCAUCUUGGCAUGCUGGAUGAUGAAGGGGAAUUCUGGAAAAUCAAGUAUGAUGAGAAAUAUGUGAUUCCAGCAGCAGUGGAAGACAAAAUUCAGAUCAAACUAGUACUUACCAAGGAUGCCACAGACCAUCCAAUAUUUGGAUCAGGUGCCAUCUACAGGAGAGCAGAACUUUAUAAUGGAGGCACAUACAAAUUUAGACUAAGAGCAGCAGAUAAGGAUGGAGAUGCUGUAACAGAAAUUUUAUUUUGGGAUGGACCAGAGAGAGGCUUUGCAACAUUUAAGUACACUGAAGAAAAAGAAUUCAUUGGAUGUGGAUGCUGUUAUGAUAAUCCAAUUCCAAAGAUGUGUGAAGGCUGCAACUGUACUGAUUACAUUCUUAACAAAGGUUUUCUUUUGAAUGAGACUUUCACCACCACAACCACCACUACACAGGCCCCAGACAACAGAACCUACCCGCCUUAUGAUGUGGUGGAUGAACAGGGCUCUAGUGUCAUUGAUAAACCAGAAACAAUCCGAAGUCUGGCUUACGACUCUUGUGGAAUACAAAUCUACUCAGCUGAUAACCGUUCUGAUGCAAGUGCAUUUAUUGUAUCUUGGUGUCGUUAUGUUAACAAUACCAGACAAAUGAGCAAGUUAAAGACAGAAAUCCAAAUCAAUCCCAGUGAUGAUUUUUAUAACUACAAGAUUGAUUUUGUCGUAAAGAACGAAGAUUCAGUGUCUACCAAAUGGUGUAUGAUGGUGUAUGUGGAGGAAGAGUUUAUCAAUGAAAUCUGUGAUGUUCCACAGUUGUCCACCAAUGCAUUGUUAUUUUUCCAUGUCUUCAAAAGACACAAUGAGAUCCCACCACAUGAAGACAGAUUCAGUGUUUGGUCAACUAAAGCUUCUCUGUCUGGUCUAGAGAUGCCCCCCGCUGUAGGGACCCUGUGUAGGUCUGGUCCUCAGUUCAUCAGUUAUACCAAUCCUAUCAUGUUGUAUGAAGCUGGAGUCGGAACAUCUCCAUUGUUAACUAAUGCAGUGGAAUUCACACCGAUUGAUCAUCCCUGCAUUCCCUGUUAUGGUGAUUGCUCCCAUUAUGGCUGUGAUGCUGACUGUAAUGCCACAGUAACAGUUCAGAAAUUCUUUACACUGACCAAUAUAAGCUUACCCUCCAAAAGGACAAUCUACAAUGAGACUGGACAUCCAUCAGAAGAACCUAUCUCAUACUACUUAACAGUGAGAGGUACAAGUGGAUCAGGGGACACAGCCAUUGCCUCAUCUGAUGGCUUCUAUGUGGAUGACACCCCUCCUAAAUAUGACCCUGAACUCAUGGAAAAUGCCUUGUACAUUGAUGUUGCACAAGGGGAAAGCACACCAGCUCACUAUCAGAAGUCAAAUGACACAAUUAAAUGUAUAUGGAAGUGUGAUGACGAUGAAAGUGGAGUUGUGGAAUACACCUGGGCCAUAGGAACAACUCCAGGAUCUACAGAUAUCCAGAACUUCACCUCUACAGGACAGAAUGUUGUCGGCAUUAAUGACCAGUUAGGUGGAAUACUGGAACAUGAUCAGACCUACUAUGCCACCAUUACUUGUACCAAUGGGGCUGGUCAUACCACGGUCUUCACUGACACUAGAGGUGUGAUUGUAACUCUGAUCCCUCCAAAGGUAGAAUCAGUAAAUACAACCAUCCCAGGAACUAUCCCUUUUACAGAGGAGGUGUCCCCAAAAGCUUCCUGGCAACAACAUGAUCCAACCACUGUGGGCAUCACCUUCACAAAAUCUGAUGAUCCGUCUGUCAAUAGAUAUGAUCUUUGUGUUGGAUCUGAAGAAAACACGGAUGAUAUCGUUCCAUGUACUUGGGUUGGCUACAACAUGUCUGGAUCAGCUAUAAUCAGAAAUGGAUCCUUGUGGAUAAAUGGCAAAAAACUGGCAAGGAUUUCAGAAUUGAAGUCAGUACAAGACUAUUCAAACCUGACAUACCUUGAAAAUAACCAUUUUUUGAUGCCAGUGGGGAAACAGAUGUUUGUGACCAUGCGUCUGUGCAAUGAAGCCAUGCUAUGUACAAACAAGAGUCUAGGAGUUGUAGUCAUCACCAACAGUGAGUCUGUGAUAGCCACCUCCACCAAUGGAACAGCCAUCAAAGAGAGGCUCUCACUCUCUGUCAGAAAGAGGUCUACUGCUGACCUUGACAUCUCAACUCCAAGUGGUUUGGUCUCUAGGCAAACAAUAAUUGUGACUAAGCUAACACAGAGAGAUCUGGAGACCACAUACAGUUCUGAUGCCUCCACUAACUUUGUACCUUACAUACAAGACCCAGCAACCUCUAAUGACAUGGUCCAGAGGCUUCUGUAUAAGAGGAUGCAUAGUCAGAAAUUUGCCUUCUCCUUUGUAUCACUUGGAAACACUCCAAUGCCUGGACCUGUAACAAUUUCAUAUCCAAAUGCUAUGUCAGGAAUUCAGAAUGGAACAAGAAUUAUGUUGCUUCACUGGAAUCCAAUCAUGCAGUACUGGGAGAUCAGCAGUAAGACCUGCACUCAUCUUACUGAAGAGGAACAAGAGAUGCAUGAUCCUAACACACAAACAAUUACUGUCAAGGUGUGCAAUACAUAUAGUAGAGAAACAGAAAAAUUAAGAAAAAGAAGAUCAAUCCAACAAAAGGGAGAAGAAUACUUCAGAAAAGAAACCAUGUUCAUAUUGGCUGAUGUAGAAAUGACAAUGCAUAAUAAACCACCAGUGCUUAACUGCCAGAACACCAUCUCACUUUUGGAAGAUUCAGGUAUUGUCAAUUACCAGCUUGUGGCCUUUGAUCCUGAAGGAGAUACUGUUCUCUUUGAACUACCUCACCAAUCAUUACAGUUUGGAGUUGCAACAUUGACUCCAGAAGGAUACUUUUCCUACAGUCCAUGCCAGGAUUGUUCUGGUGUAGAAUACAUCAAUAUCGUUAUGUAUGAAAUAGAUGAAGACAUUGAUCCACAGAAUUCAUCAGACAUUCUAGAAAUUCAUAUAGAGGAGGUUAAUGAUCCUCCUAUUGUUUUUCUGCUUUACAAUGGCCAGUCAAUACUUCACGAUGAUCCAACAGAACCUAUCACUGUUUUGCUUGAAGCCAAAAAUGACUUUAACACUGAAAAAUGGAAUGAUACAUGGCAGGCCGUGCUGGGAGCAUAUGAUGUAGAGGAACAUGAUCAUAUUCAGCUGCAUUCUCCUGCAACUUUUCUAGCAAACUUCUCAGUUUUUGGACAGACAAACAGAAAUCCCAAAAUUCCAGAGAACAAGAAGGAUUGUACAAAACAUGUUCCCAAUUCUAUACUUCAACCAUGUGCGGUCAACUUUACUGAUAAAUUGCCUCACAGUGCAGAGAAAAUGUCCUGGCUAAGUUAUACUGUAGAGUUUUCUCAACCAAUGAACCAAUUUGGAAAUCUGACAACUAGCUUCUUCUUUGUGGACAGUUCAAAUGGCACAUCUCUACCAGUGACCAUCAGAUUCGGGAUUAUGGAAUCUCCAUGUCACAAUAUGGGAACUUGUCAACCUACUGGUAUCUAUCCUUGCAAUGACACGCAUAGAACACAAAGUUUUGAUGCCUACUACAGAUGUGAAUGUCUAGGAGGUUACCAAGGGAAAUACUGUACCGAGGAUAUAAAUGAAUGUCUCAGUGAUCCCUGUGUGGCACCCCUCAUCUGUUAUAAUGAAAUCAACCACUACCGGUGCGCAUGUCCUCAGGAUCAGCCAAACUGUGAGCUCCUGCCCUGGAUGAUCGCACUUAUUGUGAUUCUAGUUGUUGCUGCACUAGCUGUCAUAAUUGGUCUUGGCAUUUUCAGAUACAAGGCUAUCAAAAGAAAAGAAGAAUAUGGAAAAAUAUUGCUUGGUUCUAAAGCAUCACUUGAAUCAACAGUCAGCUUCAAAAACCACAUGACAGAUGAUGUAACAGAUCCAGCAACCAAUGCAGAGAGUUCUCAACAGGAAUUUCUGAGUGACAGUGAAGAUGAACAAUCAGAAAAUAUAGAUGUAGAGGACAAAGUUCCACCUAUAGACACCACACAAUCAUUUGAGGUUUUUGCUCGUCACACCUCUACUACAUUCAAACCCUUAAUUCCAGUCGGGGCAAAGUCAUUAAUAUCUACCAGAAAAGUUAAUCUUACAUCUGAAAGUAUGCCAGAAAAAUUAGGGAAAGAGGAAACAAAAGACUUACAGGAAAAAUAUGACGACAACCUUCCAAAAAUAGUGUCUGCUAAGAAGCCAAAGCCAAGUUCUGGUCCCACUGUUUUAAAGAAAAGAAGCAAAGUCCAUCCUUCUUUGGAACUUCAGUCUGCUGUUGAGGAAACUGUUUUGUCUGGAAAUCAGGAAGAGCAGCAAAGAGGGGGUAAAAUUUAUCUUCCCAAACUGAAUUUUUACAAUAAAGUCAAUCCUGAAGAUGAUACAGGAGAAUCCAAAGUAUAAUUUUUAUGAAAUAUAUUUUAUAUAUGUAUAGCAUAUAUCACAUGUAUUGCAUAUAUCAUAUGUAUACCCAAGAAGCAUAAUUUGUAUCCUUGUAUUAACUUUAAUAUCUAUUGAUCUGAAUUAUUAUAACAUUACUAUAUUUUUACCAUUUUCAUGUUGUAUUUCUUUAAACUUUCAUUUCCAUCUAAUUAUGGAAGAAUUAUACAGAGGCUUAUAGCAGGUACUUCCAUUGACCUUUUAUUGAACAAGUUAGAAAAACAUUUUUAAUACAUGUAUUAUGAAAUCUGCAUGAUUCAAAUACUUUGCUAUCAAGUAGAUAUCUAUUCUUUUGAAAUAGCUAUUGCAUUUAUAAAAUAUGACUGUUUGUAAAUAAAAUGUU
Saccostrea cuccullata (small rock oyster) is the source of this 19578-nucleotide messenger RNA. RefSeq lists its product as uncharacterized. The transcript has 110 exons. The annotation marks the transcript as partial. Lineage: Eukaryota; Metazoa; Mollusca; Bivalvia; Ostreida; Ostreidae. Gene Ontology annotation, molecular function: protein binding; calcium ion binding. The record is from RefSeq and is a predicted model, not a curated record.